Molecule: messenger RNA, 1611 nt
Organism: Lates calcarifer (barramundi perch)
Lineage: Eukaryota; Metazoa; Chordata; Actinopteri; Centropomidae
Exons: 15
Coding region: 250-1611 (453 amino acids)
Source: RefSeq, a predicted model, not a curated record
ACAGAGAAACGAAGGUGCUGUGAAGGCGAUCUUGUCUUUAGGUGUCUACAUCACAUCACAUCACAUCCUCGUGUUUCCCAGUGUGACUUUUUGGAUAUUUCCGACAGUAUCCUGAAGGCAGCACCUCCGGCCGCUCCUCCGCCCUCCUCAUCUCGGUCUGGGAGGUCCGUGUGGACGCAGCAGUGUCUCAGACAUACAAACCUGCGACUGUGUUCCGAGCUGUCUACAGACGGACCGUUUCCACACAAGAUGAUGUGGAGUGUAGUGAUCUUGCUGGCUGCUGCCUUCAGUGUGGAGUCCUACACUGUCCAUGACCAUGAGCGUUUGGCCCAUGGUCGCCAGCUGAAGAUCUUUCUGUCCAAGAAUGCGGAGAAGCUGGAGUUCACCCCAGCAGAUGAUCCCAGCAAGACCUUCCUGUACUGGGAGAAAGGCAGACUCAGGAUGAGCAAAGGCCGAGUGUCUGGCACAGGUAGUGACCGACGCUGGUACAUCGACAAGGUGACUUAUGAGGACCAGGGGACGUACAUCCAGAGAGACUUCUGGAAUAAAGAGAUCUCCACUUUCAAAGUGGCCGUCACACCCAGACAUAACUAUGUGAAGUGUGUAGCAGGAGAGAGUCUUUACAUCUCACUGGAGGGCAUUGACCUGGCUGAUGCUAGCCUCUCCUUCUCUGGAGAGGCUGCCAACGUUACACUGGUGCGUGAUGGUGCUCGGAUGUCCCAGGACCUUGUGGAUUACUGGGAUCGGGUCCAGACCCACUCCAUGAACAUUGAGAUCAGGAAUGUGAAUUUCAGUGAUCAGGGACAUUACAUCCUGAGAAACCGCAGAGACAGGGUGGUGUCUGUAACUAGGAUGGACCUGACAGACCACCAUGAGUACACAGGAGGAAACCCUCUCAUGGCUCUGCUCCUUCUCCUGGGCAUCCCAGCUGGGAUUUGCUGCUGCUGUCGGAAGAAGAUUUUCAAGAAGAAAGCCAACACUGCUGCAACACUACAGACUCUUCCUUCCACUGGUCCUGUUGGACCUUCUCCUCCCUACAGUGGUCCGGGACAACCUGGAGCGGUUUAUUACCCCAGCCCUAACCCUAACAUGGGUCCUACAGUCCAUCCUCCCCCUCCGACCGCCGGCCCAGGACAGUGGACUGGUCCCCCACCCUCCCCAGGUAUUAUCCCAGCUUACCCACCCUACAACCCUGCCUACCCUCCUGCUGGUCCAGCCAUGAUCCCCCCUGGGCAGCCUCCACAGUGGAACAAUCCACCCCCGGGCCAGUACCCCCCCGGACCUGUCGCUCCAAUGGGCUAUGCUCCAGCUCCAGUCAUGUACAGCUCCGCUCCUCCAGAAGCAGCCAGUGAACCUGUCAAAGAAGAAGUGAAGAUGGAGAACAUGGCGUCCUCACCUGCUGACCCCUUGCUGAGUGCGGCACCACAGUUGUCAGUUGGACUCAACACGACCCAUGUGAAAAAUCAGAAAACAGAAAAUGCUAACCUGGUCAGAGCUGCAUCCUCUCCUGUGGCUCCUGUGCCUCCCUCCUCCACCAACACUCUCAGCUCCUCUGAUGCUCCCUACCAGUUCAAGAUCGACGGAAAAGACAGCUCCACCAACUUCCUGUAG